AUGAGCCUUGCGCGUCCCUUCCUCCUCGCCCUCGUCUUCGUCGCGCUGGCCGUCGCCGUCGCCGCUGCCGACCAGCAGCUCGCCAAUGAUCAGGUGGUCGUGCGGGUCCAGGGCCAGUCGGGCAAGAUCACCUUCUGGAUCCCGGAGCGGUCGGACAAGAAGUACACCCUCACCUUCGACUCGCUCUGCGAGGGCAACGAUUGCGUCAACACGUUUGCCUCGCAGCAGUUUGCCUUCUCGACGCCGGCCACGGUCAGAUUCCACAACAUCAGCGCCAAGCUGGUGAGCUUCGACUCGACCCUCGCCACCAAGAAGCAGAGCGGCGUCAAGCUGACGGCCGACCUCUACGUGUUCCUCGAGACGGGCAACUACACGGUGGGCGACCAGACCUUCUACGCCGUCGAGAACGCCUUCAAGUGGUCGGUCAACAUCUCUGGCUGGGUCUUCGCCAACGCCGCCAACAAGCUCGAGCUCGGCAUGGGCCUCCUGCACCCCAGCUACAAGGCCUCAUGGGACGCCGCCAACUACACCCUCUCCUACCCCGGCGAGGACGCAGUGAUCCAGUUCGCCAAGACUGCCACGCACGACGGCAAGACUGAGGAAGCCGUCGCGGUGACCACCAAGGUCAAGGGCUCCAACGUGGACAUCGUCAUGGCCUUCAGCUCGGCCGAGUCCAGCAUCUGGUAUGACCCGCAGGUUACCGUGGCCACCGGCGCCGCUUCAUCGGCCUCGAGCUUCCUCUUCUCCCUCGGGGCUCACCUUCUCUCGCUCCUGAGCUAG
Acanthamoeba castellanii str. Neff is the source of this 780-nucleotide messenger RNA. RefSeq lists its product as uncharacterized. The record is from RefSeq and is a predicted model, not a curated record. Lineage: Eukaryota; Discosea; Longamoebia; Acanthamoebidae. The coding region runs from base 1 to 780 and encodes 259 amino acids. The transcript has 3 exons.